Messenger RNA from Penaeus monodon (black tiger shrimp), 1354 nucleotides. Its product is annotated as glutamate receptor ionotropic, delta-1-like. The record is from RefSeq and is a predicted model, not a curated record. The transcript is spliced from 5 exons. Gene Ontology annotation, molecular function: ligand-gated monoatomic ion channel activity. Gene Ontology annotation, cellular component: membrane. NCBI's taxonomy places the organism in Eukaryota, Metazoa, Arthropoda, Malacostraca, Decapoda, Penaeidae.
UCCUGCGAGUUCAGGAGCGGCGCGCGUUCAUGUCGCCCAUGAAGCUGGCCAUCAUGCCUCAUCUCCUCGAACUCUACGACUUCACGACCGUCAUCGAGCCCGCGACCCUGGGCUUCAGCAUGGCCAAGCCCACCCUUAACCCUCCCUUAACCGGGUUUUAUUAUCCAUGGUUUUAGUUUAGUUGUCAUCUAUAACUUGUUCACGCAUUGUUCCUCUCUUUUAUACAUAACUCAUCCUCCCCAAUCACUAGAGCAGGCGGCCGUAUGGGAAACCAAAGCAUCAGUAGCAUGCAGAGGCUGGUUCUCGAGGUGGUUGGGUCUCUCGUGAGUCAGAGUUCCUCAGGGCGAGGGUAUGACACCUCCUCCACUCGAGUGCUGCUCGCCACUUGGCUCAUCUUCUCCUUCAUCGUCAGCACCGCCUACAGAGGAAAUCUCACCGCGUUCCUUACGAUUCCCAAGUACCCGGAUCGGCCUGAAACCCUCGAGCAGUUCAUACAGACAGGAGCUACGACAUACCCGCCUGAUGUCGUUGACUUUUACAACAACUUCAAGAAAUCGGAUUCCUAUUUGUACACAACUCUUGCAAGUCGCAUGACAUUAGUCCCUGACUUCCAAGUCGGACUUCAAGAAGCUAUUGAUCUUGGCCAAGGCUACUUCUACGAGCGGAUGUCCCUAAAGCUAGCGAUCGAAGAGUACUUCACGUCCGCCGAUGGAAGCACUAAGCUGUACGUGGCCGGCCAGAACAUCUUGCCCGCGUACUGCGCCUGGCCCAUCCCCUGGGGCGUUCCGUACAAGGAGAAGCUCAACCAGUUUAUCAUGGCUUUUCAGGCUGCUGGACUGAUCGAGAAAUGGACCGAAGACAUUCUGAAGGAAGCGGACAAGAAAAACACCAUCAAGCAGCGCCGGAACGCCCAAGGAUCGGCUUCGGACGAAGUGGAACCGGAUGACGCCAGCGAGGACAGCAACAGCCGAGGGAUCAUGGCGCUGACGCUGACACACUUACAGGGCCCGAUCUUCUUGCUGUUGCUCGGCCUCCUCGUCUCUAGCCUUGUCUUCUGCGUGGAGGUGUUGGCCUCGUGGAUUCUGAAGGAGUAACGGGCACAACUGGUAAUGGCUAGCUUCUGGAUUUUAAUGACGACUGGAUAACGAGAGAGAGAAAAAAAAAUGCAAAUUUGAUUCGUUUCUUUCUUCGGCAUAUCAACUGCAUUGCAUUUAUUCCGUUCCUAUCGUUUUAUUGUUCAUGUAUGUUCCAUAGCUUAUCCAAAUUUUAGUACAGAUACACUUAAAACUAGACUUUCUGGGAUUCAUACAUCACAAUCUGCUUCUUGCCAUUAAUCACUUAGAAUAAUAAAGGG